Messenger RNA from Botrytis cinerea B05.10, 5577 nucleotides. RefSeq lists its product as hypothetical. The record is from RefSeq and is a predicted model, not a curated record. NCBI's taxonomy places the organism in Eukaryota, Fungi, Ascomycota, Leotiomycetes, Helotiales, Sclerotiniaceae. The transcript has 3 exons. Gene Ontology annotation, molecular function: MAP kinase tyrosine/serine/threonine phosphatase activity; protein tyrosine/threonine phosphatase activity. Gene Ontology annotation, biological process: negative regulation of MAPK cascade; protein dephosphorylation. Bases 2581 to 4836 code for a protein of 751 amino acids. Gene Ontology annotation, cellular component: cytoplasm; nucleus; cytosol.
GCCUGCCCACGCUCUUGAGUCUCUCUGCACUCACUUCUAUUGGCGUGGCAUCGGAGAUUCAUAGUUUGUUUCACAUCUUCACCAUGGAUGUUUAGGACCAAUUAAACUGGAGAGACACCAAGUAGUUAAAUCUGUUUGGGCAACGCGUAUGAAGUCAGCAGUGGGUGCGGGUGUGGGUAUCUGGAUAUCUGGGUAUCUGGGUCGGAAUCUGGGUCGGUAUCUAUCUGGGUAGGUGUGCACUGGUCUGCAGCGUGAAAUCCCCAGGCAAUCAAUUGGCCCAUUUGCCAUUUGCCCUUUGCCUGGACUGGAUGGAUGGACAACAAGCCAUGGAGCGAUGAAGCGGGUUCCAGGUUGUUUUUUCCAUGCACCGAAUGGUCAAUGAAUGAUUGUAGCUUCGAUUUGGGUUUUUUUUCUUUCUUCUCUCUCCAAGCCUCUCUCACACACACGCUCUCUCGCUCUCUGCGUCUCGGUGACUUGUUUUUUAUUUGAAUUUUAUCUUUCUCUCGCCCCAAUCUUUCUUCUCGACCGUCUCCUCCAACGCCCAUACUUUUCUCUCGUCCCAUUCGAUCAGUGCAUCUUCUUCCUUCACCACUUUUUCUCUCUCUUUCUCGUUGUAACAUUAUGAUUUUCAUUGUCUGACAUCAUUCUUCUCCGCUUCUCACCUGUGCUAUACCGUUCCUUUUGUUUUUUGUUUUUUCUUUCUUCGCACCCUCGACCGAGUUCUCUUUGACCGAGUUCUCUUUGACCGAGUUCUCUUUGCGACCGAACCGCCGCGGCCAUUCCUUUGUUCUCGAAUCGCGACUUCCGUCCAAACACGCAGACAUACACACAUAUAUACAUAGAUCGGUACCUACGCUACCUAGCUACCGUCAGCUUGCAGGCCCCUUCAAUCAGGAGGCGCAAACAAUACGUUCGGCGCAUCAGAGAUCAGAGAGGACGAUUGACAUUAACAGUGACCUUGAACUUGUGUGCUGGAUUCUACACACAAGACAUCCCAUUCGAUAUUGCUGCCGAAAGACUGAGGACCAAUUCAAAACAAAGUAUCUUCACCUCACCAGGCGCAACGGAAGAAGAAACUUCCACGCUCGAGGACAAAACAAACAAAUAAAGCCAUCCCUUUCAUCUCAACCCUCGAGCGAUUUCAUUCCUGCAGGUCCUCAACUUCCCAUUCAGGUACCACAGACAGACGAGAUACCAGCCCUAUUGAGAUACCCCACGGAAUCAACAAACACAAUCAGUCUGUUCCUUUCUUCUGUUCUUGAUCCGAUCAAUUAACUCGUACCCCCUCCAUUUAUCUAUCCGUCUGUCCAUUCAUCCAUCCUAUUCACGAGUACUUCUUGUGGAGUGUGAAAGCGCUCGAAAAAUUAUACGAGAUUCCACGGGUAUUUCUGUGCUCGCUCACUCACUCAUCCACUCACCCGCCCGCGCACCCACUCACGCACCCACUCGGCUUCCCUCGAUCAACAGAAGAAGAUAUACGUUGCGACGCAUAUUUACAUUUAUAUUCACGUAUAUCUUUACACAUACCUAUAUACACAUAUCUCUGCCGUUUACAUCGUCUCCAAAGUUACACGCACACACUUACAUCCUUUACAACGCCCAUCGCAUCUCGUCUCAUCUCGUCAAAUCACAUCAAGCCAAUCUCCAAUUGACCCUCCACUCAUCCGCGACGGCUUUCUUGCAGACGGGAAGGCUUGGCUGGGGUACACCCGCCUUUAUCAUACAGUGCCAUCCUCUCUUACAAUAGUUGCAGGCAAUAGAGAGAGAAAACUCGCACGCAUCCUCACACAUACAUACAUAUACACACACAUACAUCCUCACACACACACACACAUAUUUUCAAACCUACCUACCUUUCCCAUACCUAGUAUCAUUCUAGUGCUCAACAACCCUGCCCGCUACCACCACCAUACCACCACCAACAUUGUCGAGACAUCCUCGUCUCUCGAAACUCGCAAUCCUUCAAUCUUGUUUCCCCCCCCCCCCAAAAAAGGUUCAAUUUGGAAAGUUUGACAUUUUUCCAACAAUCACAUUAUAUCCUGUUAUAAUCGGUCUCGUAAUUUGACCCGGUCAUACAUUGAAACCUACCUGUCCUAUUAUUCAUUCAGGUACACGCACACACACGCACAUACAUACAUACAGCCUCGAAUAAUAAUAACUGCGGCGUCUCGCGUGCAAUACCCAGGUAAGGCAAAGAUUAGGUGACCCCUCGAGGCAAUUCUUACUUUGUUCUCAAACUCAUCUCUUACGACCAUUCGUUGUAUGCGUGCCAAUCACUUUGUCUAAACCAUCACUUCUUGCGCCCUUUCAUAUUCAAUCGCAAAAUAAAAUACCAAGGCGCAUUUGUCGUUGGUUAUUGCUGUCGACCCUCCACUGGAAGUUUGUCAUUCAAUUGGGAAACUGUUUCAAGGGCUUCACAACUUCAAGUCUUUCACGGCGAUUACACCUUCCUCGCCACCUUCGCCCGACUUGAGUGGAUUGUCUAAAACAUAUUGGGGUAUACAACUAGUCCGGAGUACACGCGAAUCAUUGGCGCAGGCUCCAGUAGUCAAACGUCGCAAUCUCUCUGAAAAACGGAAGAUGCCAUCAGCAGCUGGUCCCCGAAUGUACGAGAAUCACAUACCUUCAUUCAUGUCAGUGUAUGGUAUGGAUUCGAACAUGAUGGAUGGCCCAUCGUUAGACGGCACUCGCACCAAACUAUCGGCUAGUCCGUAUAACAAUCAACAAUUACAUCGAAACUCAGAAGUCAAGACCGAUAGCAACUUACUUCAAAUACAUUCCCACCAACAUCGGGAAAGUACCUCAACACAAGCAUCCGACUCGACAGAUUCUUCACCCACCACAACCGUAUCUACAGUAGAUUCAUCUUCACUAUCAGAUCCAUCACCAAGUUCUUCACCCGAAUCGCCAAUCACACUCGUCCCAUUAUCUUCAUUCACCGGAUCCUCGUUUGGUCUAGAUUCUUUUCAAAAUUUAAAGAUGGGCGAAGUAGAUGCAAGGCCGCCGCCAAUAACCAUCGAACGGCCUAUGACUUCACCUUCGCCAAGGAAGAAGAAUCCCAAAAGUCUGGCUCUCAAUCUUCGACCAAGCAUUGAUGAAUUCACCUCGGAACCGGGUUCCCCUUCGUUUAUCAAACCGCCACCACUGAAGGCUAGGAAAAAGCCAAGUAUAUUAAGUUUAAAUACUGGAACCGCCAACCUGACUUUAGAACCUAUGGGACAAGGAACUUCGUCAAUGUUGCAACGAAGAGGUCUGAAACAUUCUGUCUCGUCGCCGCAAAUGCUUUCAAUGACAACACCAGGCUUUGGUCCUAGUGGUGGAAUGACAUUGGGUGACCCUUCUAGAGGAUUUGGAGGUUCGAGAUUAAAAGAAUCCGGCGCUCCGAGAGAUACAUUCACCAUUAAUGAGGAUGAUGCACCAUCACCCACAGGAGUGCAGAUGGCAACUCGAGCACCAGGGAUGUCUAUUGGCGGUGAUUCAUUUGACAGGCCACCUACUGGCGAGGAUUGCAAGUCUCCAUCAUAUCCUGACGGUCCAAUCCUCAUGCAUGAACCAACCGUUCAUCUAUACUCGGAGCCUAAAAUGGAAGAGGCUGCAGAAUUCGAUGUUGUAAUCAAUGUCGCGAGGGAAGUUAAAAAUCCAUUCGAGGCAAAAUUGGAGGAAAUGGAGAAGGAGAGAGAGGAGAAGCAGAAAAGAGUUAGCUAUACAACCGCCGCGUCUAGACACAACUCUGUGGAUCCAUAUGCCGAGAUACCCGGUACAGCUGGAACCAUUUCCUCUUUCCAAACUGCUUACGAGACUCAACCGGCUGGUUCCGAAUCGAGUUCUGCGGAGUCAUCCCCAUCCACACCACGACCUAACACCUCGGAAAUGAAGAUUCCCGAGUACAUCCAUAUCCCUUGGGACCACAACACAGAUGUGCAAGAUGAAUUGUGGGAUUUGUGCCAAACUAUAGAAUCCAGAACGAAAGAGGGCAAAAGGGUUCUGGUGCAUUGUCAACAAGGUGCUAGCCGAUCGGCAACCUUAAUCAUUGCAUAUGGGAUGUACAUCAACCAAGAUUUAUCAGCAAACGAAGCGUACAACUUGGCACAAUCGAAGUCACGUUGGGUCAAUCCUAACAUGUCUCUUCUCUUCUCAUUGAACGACUUCAAAAAGGUUAUCGAGAGAAAGAAGUUGGAGAAACAGACAGCUCAAAAUAAAGACACAGUCGUCAGGAAUAAAAGUCUGACCCGACACAGACAAUCGCUUUCUGCCAAUGAUCUUGACACCGCAUCUUCCCCAGGUCGUAACAGAGCAAACUCGUCUCAUGUUUCGCCACCUAGAGAUCCGGUCGUCAGAGAGCCUUUGAUCAUGAAGAUAGCCGAGAUUAAGGAACCCGAGAUGAAAGAAGACACAAAUUCUGUUUGCAAUUCGGCAAUUGAUCGUUUAAGCCGUUUUGACUUUGGAUUUGGUGACAUUCCACGCAUCGAACCUUUCACCAAAUUCGAAGAUGGCCCCAGAGUCGAUCGACUACCAUCACAGGAAGACAAAUGGCAGCUUGACACGAUGUCUCCUCGACCACAGGAUGAUGAUGCGCAACCUGAUAUAAUGUCACCGCGUAUAACUGAGAUGACUCGUAAUCCUCUCGAGCAUGCUUUCUCACGUGGUAUUCCACAAGAAUCUUCCUCUAGUGGAACACCUAGCCUCUUCUCUCCACGUGGAUUCGAUUUUCAGCGAACAGCAUUCUUCCCCCCAACUGUCGCAAUUCAUCCAAGUCUCCCACCCGCACAUGAUCCUAGGAGUCCACCUAUAACAGGAGAAGCUACUAUUACCCGAUCUAUCGACGAUUUUCUUUGAGCAUUUGCAGAGCACAUAGAAUCCAUCCUACUAAAGAAUACCACCAUAAUGUCUUUGACCGAUGUUUUAUCUAUACCAAAUUUCGCAAGCAUUAUAACCACACAUUUAGUUGUAUGCCAAAUUUUGGACUAUCAUUCGGCGUUUUUUUUUUUUGUUUUUUUUUUGUUUUUUUUUGUUUUUUUAUUUCUCAUUUCUCAAAUUUAUAAGCAAUACGCCGGAUUUUUUUAUGAUGGACGAAGAUGGAAGGGCGUUUGCAUAAGUUUGUGGCGUUGGAUACGUAGGCAGGUCAUCGUCACCGCCUCGCUGUAAGAUUUAAUGAAUUGUCCCUUUGUUCUCAAAGGGAGUGGGGGAAUGGUAUGGAAGAGCUGGAGUGGAGGGAUAUGGUACUCACUUGACUGAGACUUGGAACAAUGAAGGAAACAUGACGAGGCGAAUAGACCAAGAGGGGAAAACUCCUUUUGUAUCAAUUGCCUGACGCUGUGGAGUGGAUGGCUACGAAUAAAAUUAUAUACCCAAGAGAGAUAUUUACUGGCUAUAUAUCCUUUACUUUUACUGUGUGUGAUUACAUUGUGCAUUGCUGUCUAUUCUAUUCUUGAUUCUUUCGUAUAUAAGCACUAUCAGUCGGAAGCUUGUAUAAUAACCCCUCUUUCAUGUAUAUAAAGCUGGAAUGUAGCGAUGACUUGGCUGUAAGUCUACUUUGUAAGAUAAAUAAGAAAACCUGGUUGGAAAUGGAAAUGUUCA